CAUCAGGAUUUGGGUGAUUACAAAGGUGAGUGGCAUCAACCAGAUCAUAUCGUUGGUUGCUUGUCCACACACCUGGAGGAGGUUGGUAUCAGUAGUUUGAGAGGUCGGGACAUUGAAAUGCAACCGCUAGAGUAUUUUCUGAAGAAUGGAACAGGAUUGAAGAAGAUGACUAUUUCUUUUGGCUGUCGUAGUUGGGAUUCUCGUCUUAAGUCAAAGGUGGAUGAUGUUUUCAAUGAAUUGUCAAUGUUACCAAGGGGAUCCGCUGCAUGUCAGAUUGUAUUACGUUGAGAUUUCCAUUUUGACAUGCCAUUUAGUGAUGUCUUGUUGGGCUGUUUGAACUAAUCUAGAGGUAGAGGCAGCUUUCUAGGAGCAUGGAACUUUAGGACUUAAUGUCUACUAGUUGGGAUUAUGCUUGUGUAAUUUCGAUGCUGCGGUGUGAAAGUCCAACUGCUCCAUAACAUUUGUUUUCCAAUGGGAUGAAGCUUCGUACUGCUUUAUUCAACUU
Molecule: messenger RNA, 505 nt
Organism: Rubroshorea leprosula
Lineage: Eukaryota; Viridiplantae; Streptophyta; Magnoliopsida; Malvales; Dipterocarpaceae
Source: the annotation of a GenBank genome assembly